GGCACUGCACAUUGAUCUGCCUUUUUCCAGCCAGACCUGUGAGCCGAGAACAGCUACGGCCUUCUUCUCCUCCCAAAGCCCACUUUGUCCUCUGAAUGGAACCCUCAAAGAUCAUGAUAGAAGAACCGCGUCUGUACCAGAGUACGCUUCUACAAGAUGGCCUUAAGGAACUCCUUGAUGAGAACAAGUUUGUUGAUUGCACACUCAAAGUUGGAGACAGAAGUUUACCCUGCCACAGACUCAUCAUGGCAGCGUGCAGCCCCUAUUUUCGGGAGCUUUUUUUUUCAGAAGAAGGUAAAGAGAAUAUAAAGGAGGUUGUUCUUGAAAAUGUGGAUGCCAAAGUAAUGGAUGUGAUCAUUAAGUAUCUGUAUUCAGCAGAAAUAGAUCUCACUGAUGAAAAUGUACAGGAAAUCUUUGCUGUGGCUAGCCGCUUCCAGAUUCCCUCAGUGUUCACUGUAUGUGUAAGUUACUUGCAGAAAAAGCUUUCACCUAACAACUGCCUGGCCAUUUUCAGGUUAGGUCUUCUCCUGGACUGCCCAAGAUUGGCAUUGACAGCACGGAAUUUUAUUUCUGACCGUUUUGAGACAAUGUCAAAACAAGAGGACUUCAUUGAGCUUGCAUCGCAUGAACUUAUGACCAUUAUUGCAAACGACUCCUUAAAUGUGGAGAAGGAAGAAAUUGUGUUUGAAGCAGUCAUGAAGUGGGCUAAACAUGACAAACAGAACAGAGUUAAGAGUCUAAAUGAAGCUUUUGAGUGCAUCCGCUUCCGCCUAAUGCCAGAGAAAUACUUUAAAGAGCAUGUUGAAAAGGAUGAUCUUAUCAAGGCCAACCCUGACCUUCUUAAAACAGUCCAAGUCAUUAAAGAUGCCUUUGCUGGAAAGCUUCCUGAGGCUGGCAAAAAGAAAGAUGAAUCUGGAGAGGGUGUUGUGAACGGCGAUGUAGGAGAUGAAGAUCUGCUGCCUGGUUACCUGAAUGACAUUCCUCGAUAUGGCAUGUUUGUCAAAGACUUUGUUCUGAUGAUCAGUGACACAGUAGCAGUGGCAUAUGAUCCAAAUGCUAAUGAAUGCUAUCUGGCAGCCAUGACUGAACAAAUCCCCAGGAACCAUGUCAGCAUGAUCUCCAAAAAAAAUCAAGUAUAUGUUAUUGGAGGGUUAUUUGUGGAUGAAGAAAAUGAAAAAAUCCCACUGCAGUCAUAUUUCUACCAGCUUGAGAGCCUUACUGGUGAAUGGAUUGCCCUCCCCCCACUGCCUUCUCCAAGAUGUCUAUUUGGGAUGGGUGAAAAUGAUAACCUCAUAUAUGCAGUUGGUGGCAAAGAUCUCCAGACUGAAGAAGCUCUUGAUUCAGUGCUGUGCUAUGAUCCUGAGUCACUCAAAUGGAGUGAAAGCAAAAAGUUGCCAACAAAGGUCCAUGGUCACUCCGUGGUUUCACACAAUGGAUUGGUAUACUCUAUUGGAGGAAAGACUGAUGACAAAAAAACCAUCAACAAGUUGUUGGUCUACAAUUGCAAGAAGUCUGAGUGGAAGGAGCUGGCUCCCAUGAAAUCAGCCCGUGCCAUGUUUGGAGCUGCGGUUCACAAUGGCAAAAUCAUUGUGGUUGGAGGUGUGAACGAAGAGGGCCUAACUGCUGCUUCUGAAGUUUAUGACAUUGCCACUAACAAGUGGGAGGCAACAACGGAAUUUCCACAGGAGAGAAGCUCCAUUAAUCUCAUUAGCAGUGGUGGGUCACUGUAUGCCAUUGGAGGAUUUGCCAUGGUUCAGCUUGAAAACAAAGAAUUUGCACCAUCAGAAGUUCCUGACGUUUGGAAGUUUGAAGAGGACAAGAAAGAAUGGGCUGGCAUUCUGAGAGAGCUCCCCUAUGCCUCUGGAGCCUCCUGCCUCUCAACGCGCCUCAAUAUGUUCAAACUCACCAAAUUAUAAGAGGCUUCUGAUAUUUUUAAUUAAAAUGUAAUUAUAUCGCAGUGUUUUUAAAACUAAAUAUUUGCCAAAGGAUUUUGUUCACACUAGAAUUAUUUCUGCACUAGAGCAUUUUUAAAAUGUUACUUUUCAUACUAGUUUAAUUUUUGAACUCUACCCUAGACAUUCACCUUGGUGUUUGUGCUGUGUGAGAUAAUCUCUAGGUUUUAAAAGGCACAUCCUUGCUGACACAUCGUUUUUAAACUGUAAAAGAAGCAUCUCAGUUUAGAAAUUAAAUAAAUGAAAUUAACAAAUGA
Messenger RNA from Acipenser ruthenus (sterlet), 2209 nucleotides. Its product is annotated as kelch-like protein 41. Bases 96 to 1916 code for a protein of 606 amino acids. Lineage: Eukaryota; Metazoa; Chordata; Actinopteri; Acipenseriformes; Acipenseridae. Gene Ontology annotation, molecular function: protein binding. The record is from RefSeq and is a predicted model, not a curated record. The transcript is spliced from 6 exons.